This is a messenger RNA of Drosophila sulfurigaster albostrigata, 2157 nucleotides long. Its product is annotated as putative phosphatidate phosphatase. The transcript has a single exon. Gene Ontology annotation, biological process: phospholipid metabolic process; phospholipid dephosphorylation; signal transduction. NCBI's taxonomy places the organism in Eukaryota, Metazoa, Arthropoda, Insecta, Diptera, Drosophilidae. Gene Ontology annotation, molecular function: phosphatidate phosphatase activity. Bases 84 to 1115 code for a protein of 343 amino acids. The record is from RefSeq and is a predicted model, not a curated record.
GUUUAGUUAAGCGCGGUUUGGCAUUCAGUAGAGACCACAUCACAUCACAUCGACGGUAGCUUUUUGUGUUGUUUUCGGUUGUCAUGUCGAGCAAGUACAGCAAAUUGUUGCGCGGCAUCUGCGAUCUGCUGCUGUGGGCAGCUUUGACCACCGCCAGCCUGCUGCUGAUGAAGCUGGUCAAGCCCUUCAAGCGUGGCUUCUUCUGCGGCGAUGAAUCACUCAGCUACCCCCUCAAAGAGAGCACCAUCGGCAGCUUGAUGCUCAUUGGCAUCACACUCACAGUACCCACGGCGGUGAUCGUUGUUGUCGAGCUGUUCAAGCAGCUGCCCCUUGGUCCGGGUGGUCGGGAGGCGGCCAAGCGAGAUGGAUACCGUCUGGGACAUCGCAUUGGGCAGCUCUACAAGCAGGCGGGAUACUAUCUCUUUGGCCUGGCCAUGCUGACGUUCAGCACGGUGCUGACCAAGCUCUGCAUUGGUCGAUUGCGUCCGCAUUUCUUUGCAGUCUGCCAGCCUAGGCUGGAGGAUGGUUCCUCCUGCUACGAUGCACAGAAUGCGGGACAUUACAUCACCAACUACAGCUGCAGCAAUCCGAACAUCUCGAUCUUCCAGUCACAGCAACUGAAUCAGAGCUUUCCCAGCGGACAUGCCAGCAUGAUCAUGUAUGCCAUGCUCUAUCUGGCCAUCUAUCUCCAGGCGGCGCUUAGCACUCGUAUCUCUAAGCUGUUGAAGCACCUGCUGCAGUUCCUCUUCGUCAUGUUUGGAUGGUAUGUCUCCCUCAGCCGCAUCACCGACUACUGGCAUCAUUGGUCCGAUGUCUUGGCUGGCGUCUUUCUUGGCGUGUUGUUUGCCUGGCUCACAAGUGUUUAUGUGGCGGAUUUGUUUGCCUUUAAGCGUUUCAAUCGCACUGGCUACUCGGCGAAUACGCUGAAGAAGGCGCAGGUGUCGCCCAAGAGUUCCACUAAAUCCCAGUCACAAGCGGCGGCAGCUGCAUCAGCGGCAGCAAAUGUUCCUCCCGCACUCCCCGCCUACACCUUUGGCACUCUUCCUUAUCUGGCAGCGCAUCCGGCGCAGGCGCAAUACGCUCAGACCUAUCACAACUAUGGCUAUGUGCCUUGAGCGGAGCGUUGGAGAUAUGUUCAGGAGUAUAGUCCAUAAUUAUAGAGUUGCCUGAGAACUCUCUCACAAAAUAAAAACUCUGUUUUCGUUUUCUUUAACUUUAGCUUAAAAUAAAUAUAUACGAUAUUAUGAUAUUAUACGAUGUUGUAGUGCUUAAAAGAAAGUUUAUUAAUAAUGAAUUUGUUAUUUGAUCGCCUCCCAACAAAAAAAAAUUAAUGCUUAAGCAUCAGUAGAAAGUGCCGCAUCGAUUGGCUUUAUCAAGUUGUGAAGAUGAUGUUGCAAAGAGAAUGGAAGAAUGAAGAAGAAUGGGGAGUUGGGAAAACAAGAGCUGAAAGCCGCUGAAAGUCAACAAAGUGGAACCGUUUUACAAUUUAACAAGAUGCAGUCAAAUUAUGCCUAAAUUAAACCAAAUUAAAUACACAUUUUAUUCAAUUAGAAAUGGAGAUUUAUUUAAAAAUAGGUUGGAAAUAUUUUGUAGAAAUAAGUUUGCUUUAACUUUCAAUUUAAAGCUUUUUAAAGGAUUGACAAUAUGAUUCAAAUAAAUAAAAUACUCAGUGCUGAAUUUAUGAGUCAGAGUUGCCAAUUUAACUACUUGAUAGCAAGAAGGGAAAAUCCCAAAUGCAAGUCAAUAAUGUGGAAAUAAUUUUGACGCACAACAACUCAGUUAAACUUCGAAAAUUACUUUAGCUGAUGAGAGCACAAUAUUUGUAUUUAACAAACAGAUCUUCAAAUACGUUAAUUUCUUAUGUCUUCACCAUAUUUUAUCCACAAUUAAAGGCACUCAGCGCACCGUUAUAGUUGUAAAAGUCGGUGAAACAUAUAUUUCCAAUUUAUCUGAGCUUGUAUCAAGUGUGUUAAAUACCAAAAACAAAUCCCAUGACUCAGAAACUCGAAAGCGAUUAUUUUGAGAACAAUUCCGCAAAAGCUUCCUGACAAGAAGAUGGCUUAACAAUAAAUUAUUUGAUUAUAAUCAAAGCGAACUCAAGGAAAUUCUUUUAAAUUUAAACUGAUACUUAAGCAUUUAUGUUAAAAGGGUCCACAA